UGUUUACUGGGAGGAAUCACGAAUGCAUCGUUGAUAUAUUUUGACCUUCUUGGCGGUAUCUUUUACGUGUAUGUGGUCUCUCUGGCAGUAACAAUGGGAUGCAGCAGAUUUGCGGUGCUGUGCGGCCUCGCUUUUAUUUUCCUUGUCGUCCACCCCGUCUGUGGAGACGUGAGCUACUCGAUCCCGGAGGAGAUGAAACGUGGAUCUGUAAUCGGAAAUCUCGCUAAGGAUCUGGGACUUGAUUUGGGCAGACUGUCUGCACGCAAAGCCCGCAUCGAUACUGAGGAUAACAGUGUGAAGUACUGCGGUGUGAAUCUCAACACCGGAGACUUGAUCGUACAAGAGAGGAUUGACAGAGAGGGGCUUUGUGCCAAAAAGGCAUCUUGUGUUGUGAAACAGGAGCUCGUACUGGAAAAUCCCUUAGAGCUGCACCGUAUUAGUAUCCGCGUUCAAGAUAUUAAUGAUAAUUCACCCCAAUUUAAAGAGGAGUCGCUGAAAUUGGAAAUUCAGGAAUCGGCCGUCAAAGGUGCGCGUUUCCUCUUGGAUGAGGCGCACGAUGGCGACAUCGGAGAAAAUGCUGUUCAAGGCUACUCGCUGCAGCAGAAUGAUUAUUUCAAAUUAAAUGUAAACACAAAAGCAGGUGGGCGAAAAUAUGGUGAGUUAGUGUUAGACAAAGAAUUGGACCGAGAGGACAACAAAGAGAUUACGUUACUGCUCACUGCAUUUGAUGGCGGCUCUCCUCAGAGAUCAGGUACUGUAGUCAUCCACGUUACUGUGCUGGAUGCUAAUGAUAAUGUACCAGUGUUCAGCCAGGCCGUUUACAAAGCCAGUCUGCCUGAGAACUCUCCUCUGGAUACACUGGUGAUCACAGUGAGUGCUACUGAUGCAGACGAGGGAGUGAACGGAGAAGUUAUUUACGGAUUUGAUCAUGUUUCAGAUGAAAACGAACUUUUCUCUCUGAACCCUAAAACUGGAGAGGUUAAAGUGGCUGCAGCUGUGGACUAUGAAAGGGAAUCAUCAUAUGAAAUGCAGAUCAGCGCUAAAGAUGGUCUGGGAUUGGCGUCAUAUGCAACGUUAAUUAUUGAGAUUACUGACAUAAAUGACAACGCACCAGUCAUACAACUGAAAUCACUGACAAACCCCAUACCUGAGAACGUGUCACCUGGUACAGAGGUGGGCAUCAUUAACGUGCAGGACAGAGACUCUGAGACCAACGGACAGGUCCGCUGCUCCAUUCAGCAAAACGUGCCUUUUAAGUUGGUUCCUUCUAUUAAAAACUAUUAUUCUCUGGUGAGCACAGGACAGCUGGACCGUGAAGUGGUGUCUGAUUACAACAUUACAAUCAGUGCCACUGACGAGGGCUCUCCGCCUCUGUCCUCGUCUAAAACUGUUCAGUUAUCUGUAGCAGACAUCAACGACAACCCACCUGUGUUUGAGGAGCAGUCGUACAGCGCAUAUGUGAGUGAAAAUAACAAACAUGGCUCCACUUUAUGUUCCGUGAGUGCUCGAGACCCCGACUGGAGACAGAACGGUACAGUGAUUUAUUCUCUGUUAGCCGGUGAGAUGAACGGUGCCCCGGUGUCCUCCUACGUGUCUGUGAACGGAGACACGGGGGUGAUCCACGCUGUGAGGUCGUUUGAUUAUGAGCAGUUGAGGAGUUUUAAAGUCCACGUGAUGGCCCGAGACAACGGUUCUCCUCCUCUGAGCAGCAACGUGACCGUCAGUGUGUUCAUAUCGGAUGUGAAUGACAACUGUCCUCAGAUCCUGUACCCCGCCCCGGAGGGCAACUCGUUCAUGACCGAGCUGGUCCCCAAAGCUGCCCACGGAGGCUCUGUGGUGUCCAAAGUGAUCGCGGUGGACGCGGACUCCGGCCAGAACGCCUGGCUGUCUUAUCAUAUCGUGAAGUCCACUGAUCCGGGCCUUUUCACUAUUGGUGUCCACAGCGGAGAGAUCAGGACACAGCGGGACAUUUCUGAAUCUGACAGCAUGAAACAGAACCUUAUUGUGGCAGUGAAAGAUAACGGCCAGCCCUCUCUGUCUGCCACCUGUUCCAUGUAUUUACUGAUUUCUGACAACUUGGCUGAGGUGCCCGAACUGAAGGAUAUUUCUUACGAGGAGAAGAAUUCCAAACUGACGUCUUACCUUAUUAUCGCUCUGGUGUGUGUGUCCACGUUUUUUCUGACGUUCAUCAUCAUCAUCCUGGGUGUGAGGUUUUGUCGCAGGAGAAAGCCCAGACUGUUGUUUGAUGGAGCAGUCGCCAUCCCCGGCGCUUAUCUCCCUCCUAAUUACGCAGAUGUUGACGGCACAGGAACUUUGCGCAGCGCUUACAAUUAUGACGCAUAUCUGACGACAGGAUCAAGAACCAGUGACUUUAAGUUUGUGACGUCUUACAAUGACAACACGCUGCCUGCUGAGCAGACUUUGAGGAAAAGUCCAAGUGACUUUGCAGAAGUGUUUGGAGAGUCAGAUGGAUCACCAGAGGUAGGAACAUUGUGUUUCAAGAUCCAGCCCAAUUCCUUAAAGUCCAAAUACUGUUCUUUAUUUUACUUGUUCAUUUAAUCAGUUUUUGUUUUUCAAACGAUCCUUUUUAAAUUAAAACACACCUGGGAUGUUUCCCCGACAUAAUUCAUUCCAAAUUAAGUGUCUCCUGGCUUCAUGUAUUGCCUUUUGUUUCACUUUUUCCUAUAGUCACAUAUUCACCAUCAUAACUUCACAAGGAUUCGGCGAUUAGUGUUUCCAUCGCAGUAUGCGGUAUUUCAAAUUAUGUGGUCGUAUUCGUCGACGUAGUUGAUCUGUUUUGCUUCAUAAUUUAGGGUAAAAUAACAUGAUCUAUCAUUAAACACGGCACUGGAAUUUCUGUCUUUUCACUGAGCUGCAGUUUGUUCGUUAUGUCGCUGUCCUUGGUGCUGAACCUUGCUCUUGCCUUUGUGAUUUGGAGCCACUAAGUGCUGUCUUUUGUUUUCUUACUGGUC
Scatophagus argus is the source of this 2972-nucleotide messenger RNA. RefSeq names its product protocadherin beta-15-like. Gene Ontology annotation, biological process: homophilic cell-cell adhesion. The record is from RefSeq and is a predicted model, not a curated record. NCBI's taxonomy places the organism in Eukaryota, Metazoa, Chordata, Actinopteri, Scatophagidae. Bases 94 to 2559 code for a protein of 821 amino acids. Gene Ontology annotation, cellular component: plasma membrane. The transcript has a single exon. Gene Ontology annotation, molecular function: calcium ion binding.